Molecule: messenger RNA, 1662 nt
Organism: Colletotrichum scovillei
Lineage: Eukaryota; Fungi; Ascomycota; Sordariomycetes; Glomerellales; Glomerellaceae
Product: short-chain dehydrogenase
Exons: 3
Coding region: 407-1300 (297 amino acids)
Molecular function (GO): oxidoreductase activity
Source: RefSeq, a predicted model, not a curated record
AGGCGGACGGUUGUCUCCGGGCUCCCAUGCAAUGAAUCGAAUUGUUGAGUGCGAUCAGAAAAUACAGAGCCGCAAAGCUCCUACUCCCUGAAAUUCAACCAAUUAUUUGCGCAUUCAUGUGAGGGAAGGAAAUAGCGCCUGAGCCUAGACCGCACAAUGUUUCUGCAAUUGCAGUCACCAUGACGUCGUUGAUGAGGUAUGUGGGUAACCGUUCUACCAAUGCACCUACCUCCUUCUAGUUACUAUACUUAUCUUGACGACACGAUGGAUAGUAGCUUCCUUGCUGUCUCUGCUUCGGUCGUUAUAAUUCUUUCCCCUUGAAGUCCCAUCCUUCCUGACAUCUCAAACGUUACUCAUCCAUCUACACCUCUUUGCAUCCGCAGACUCAGUAAUUGCCCAUACCACAAUGACAGACAAAUCACAGUUCGAGGAAGGUUACAAGGUGCCGGUCACAGACCAGAGCUUCCCCGGCAAGGAGGGAAAGCUGCCCGUCACCCCUCUUUUCGACAGAGUCCCAACUGCAGAUGGCGGCUCCAAGCUGUAUCAAGCUGCAGGAAAGCUUGAAGGCCUGAAAGCCGUCAUUACUGGUGGUGACUCUGGUAUCGGCCGCGCCACAGCAAUUCUCUUUGCCAUGGAAGGUGCCGAUUCGCUCAUUGCGUAUCUCCCUGAUGAGGAGGAGGAUGCUCAGGAAACCAAGAAGCGUGUCGAGUCUUAUGGUCGCAAAUGCCAUCUCAUUGCGACUGAUAUUACUGAUGCCGCCAAUUGCCAAAAGAUUGUCGACACUGCGCUGGAGAAGCUCGGCGGUAUCGACAUCCUCUUCAACAAUGCCGCAUACCAGAUGAUGGUUGAGAACAUUACGGACUUGAAGGAGGAUCAGUGGAUUCAUACGUUUAACACCAACAUCCACCCCAUUUUCUACCUUUCCAAAUACGCCUUACCUCAUAUGAAGAAGGGCGCAACCAUUAUCAAUAACGCCAGCAUCAACGCUUACAUCGGCCGUCCUGAUCUCUUGGACUACACCUCCACCAAGGGCGCCAUCAUCUCUUUCACUCGCGGGUUGAGCAAUCAAUACUGCGACAAGGGCAUUCGCGUCAACGCGAUUGCACCUGGUCCGGUCUGGACUCCACUCAUCCCCGCGACCAUGAACGAAAAGGCCCAGAAGGAGUUCACGAGUCCCAUUGGACGCCCGUCGCAGCCUUCAGAGAUCGCGACGUGUGUGGUUUUCCUUGCUUCCACCGACAGUGCAAGCAUCACGGGACAGACGAUCCACUGCAACGGCGGUGUUAUUGUCAACGGCUAAGGAGGGAAGCGAGACAUUUUGUGCUACAUAGAUACCGUACGCUCGGUACAGGUCCUGGUUUCUUAGACAGAGUGCUAAACAUCAAGGUCUAGAGAACAAGUUAAUAAUUCCAUGAUCACAACUUUUUACUGUGUGAAAAUAGAAGAGAAGCGUGGCCAUCUCCAUAUUCUAUUCUGAUUAUAAGAAAAAUCUAAAGAGCCUCAACUGCGGCGACCAUUGAGCAUGUGUUAGCAAUUGUCUUUUGCGGUGACCAUGUCCAUCUGCUUAGAGACCGAUUCGGCCGACGGCAAGGUCCCAGGCGGGAACGCUACCCACAAGAGAUUGAAUAGCGUGGAUGAAACAGGGGACUGGGAUGAAACGAG